AAACAUAGCCACAUGCUGCAGAACCGCUACAUAGUAGUUCGGCUCGCUCUAGAACCCUAAAACCGCGCUCUUCACCUUGCUGCCGGAAACAAUGGUGGCGAUCGGCAAGUCUAAAGCUCCAAAGACAAUGAAGCCGCCUGGACGAUCCCAAUGGAAGCCUCUCUCUAGCAUAUCAAUCGAUAAGAAUGGCAAGAGAAAGAGGAUCGAUGGCAGCAGCAAGAAUCCUAACAUGAUACCCCUCGGCAAGAACAAAAUCCUCGCUGAUAGGAACAAGGACAAGGAGGAAGUGGAAGAGAGAAAGAAAGUGGAGAAGAGCAACGAGUCUGAUGGUGGCGAGGCAACGUUCUUAAUCUCAACCGCUCCAGCGGCUCAGCAGCUCGGCUUCUUUCUCGAUCGGUUCCAAUCGGCCAAUAAAAUCAAGCUCUCUCCUCUCGAGUUGGAUGCUUACAAAGAUUCAUGUAUGGUGAAGCUUGCUGAAGGUAUAGCACAAGACUUAGACAAUUUGAGUGAUCACAUUAAAAGUGCUUUUGGACCAUCCUGGAAAGAGGUGCUUACAGAAGAAAAGCUUGUGGAGGGGGAUAUAGAUGCAGGAAGCCCAGCACUAAUAAUUAUCAGUACAUCUGCAUUGAGGUCCCUGGAGAUUCUCCGAGGAUUGAAAUCCUUUACAAAGCAGUGUUUCCCUGCAAAACUGUUUGCAAAGCAUAUGAAAGUGGAAGAUCAGGCAACGUCACUUAAAAGUAGCCGAGUAAAUAUUGCAAGUGGUACACCAAGCAGGAUAAAUAAAUUAAUUAACAUGGACGCAUUGACACUUUCACGCCCGGGCAUAAUUUUGCUUGAUAUGCACAGAGAUGUCAAGGGUUAUUCACUGCUUACAUUACCACAAGUCAGUACCGAGUUUUGGGAUCUCUAUAAGAGCCAUUUUCAGCAAAGGCUUCUGCAAGGGGAGAUGAAGAUCUGUUUAUAUGGUGAAGUUCCUAUUAAUGAGAAGCGGAAAAAGAUGUCAAACCCAAUCGAUGACAAUUAGCUUGUUUAGCAAAUGUAAUGUGUUUUUUGUGUGUAUUAAUUGAUGUUUUUGUUCUCUUUAUAAUACUGGUAAAAAUCUAAUCCAAUUCAUCAGUCAGGCAUAAUUUUUGGCGCAGACAAA
Zingiber officinale is the source of this 1144-nucleotide messenger RNA. Its product is annotated as protein CMSS1-like. Gene Ontology annotation, cellular component: 90S preribosome; nucleus. The transcript has 6 exons. The coding region runs from base 92 to 1024 and encodes 310 amino acids. The record is from RefSeq and is a predicted model, not a curated record. NCBI's taxonomy places the organism in Eukaryota, Viridiplantae, Streptophyta, Magnoliopsida, Zingiberales, Zingiberaceae.